AUGCCAUUGGCAAAGGGGCGAUGCGUCCGAGAGGCGACGGCGGUUGCACCCACCACGAGCGAUGUGCUGAUGUGCCCAGGCAAACUGCACGUCAACGUGAGUGCCGUGACACAGCUCCUGUUGUGUACAAAAACGUCGUUUCUUCGGUGUCUUGCCAUGAUGGCACGGGUGAGCAACACUAUGAAUGCAAGCGCGAUGGAGGCGUACUUUGCGCGAGCAAUUGGAGGCGUGCGGUGUCUGUAUCACAGAGGAGGGCAACGCGCUCGUGGCCGCACUUUCAUUAGCAGUGACGGCGAGGCGUGGCGUGGGUGA
Trypanosoma grayi is the source of this 312-nucleotide messenger RNA. RefSeq lists its product as hypothetical. NCBI's taxonomy places the organism in Eukaryota, Euglenozoa, Kinetoplastea, Trypanosomatida, Trypanosomatidae. The coding region runs from base 1 to 312 and encodes 103 amino acids. The record is from RefSeq and is a predicted model, not a curated record. The transcript has a single exon.